Messenger RNA from Diaporthe citri, 1089 nucleotides. RefSeq lists its product as uncharacterized. The coding region runs from base 1 to 1089 and encodes 362 amino acids. NCBI's taxonomy places the organism in Eukaryota, Fungi, Ascomycota, Sordariomycetes, Diaporthales, Diaporthaceae. The record is from RefSeq and is a predicted model, not a curated record. The transcript is spliced from 2 exons.
AUGGAAGCCCAGAUCGGGCAGAUGGAUCGUAUCUACGGCAACGCUGUGGUGACAAUAGUCGCGGCGACCAGCAAGGCCUUGCACACUGGCAUCCACGGUGUCACAGCCCAGAGAUGUGUUGGCCAGUUAGCUGGGCAGGUGUGCAGUGCUCCGGUCGUGAACGUCCUCGUCCCCAUCCAGUCCGACACCAACCUAGAUCCAUGGGAGGGGCGAGCAUGGACUUUCCAAGAGAAACCCCUGUCCAAGAGACUUCUGCUGUUUCAUGGAGGCAUGGUGGACUUCCACUGCCGCUGCGGCGUCAUGCGCGAGGACAUGACUGCGCGAGACGCCGGUCUCGUGCCGCCUGUGAUUGGGUGGCUAUCGCUCGCAAGCCAUGAGAUCCUGUCCUCCUUGAAACUCCGGAACUACGAGGGAGAGCCGCCGCGCUUGCUGCGAUCCCCAGUGUUCGCCGAAUAUGCCGCGCUCAUCGAGCAGUACACUCCGCGGAGGCUGUCUAAUGCGUCGGAUGCCGUCCGUGCCAUUCUCUCCCUGCUGAAGAUACUCAUACAGAGCGACCGAGGGGGGGCUACAAUGUUCCACGGGCUCGUCGAGGAGUUCUUUGACCAGGCCCUGCACUGGCAGCCAGCCGCCGGAGAAAACGGCUGGGUAUUGCUUUUGAGGCGAGGGCAGACCUGGAACGCUGGAUCAAGUUUCUCGAUCGAGGAGGCACUGACCAGAGCGAACCGAAAUUGUCUGUCCUUCAACUCUCCACCAUUAUGGAAGGUGGUUGCCUCGUAUUCAAGACCAGGAGUGCCCAAUUCCGCCUUGGAGACCCGGUUGCGCAUUGAGACCUUGUGGCGGCGGACAGGCGCCACCUCGGACGUAUCGAGCAAACUCGUAUCCCAUAAAACACAGCACAUAUACGAGACGGCACUCCUGAACAAGAAUCGUCUGGAAGUGGGUCGAGUCGUCCUGCCUGAUCCAGUCGUACAUCAGCCGUCAGAUAAUCUGUACGACUUUAUCAUGCUGUCUGAGGCUCAGUACCAUGGGGACGAAGUUAAUGUUGAUGUGGGAGACCACCAUCUGCUUAAUAUUAUGAUGAUCGAGUAG